This is a messenger RNA of Myotis lucifugus (little brown bat), 1515 nucleotides long. RefSeq names its product aldo-keto reductase family 1 member A1 (gene AKR1A1). The transcript has 10 exons. The record is from RefSeq and is a predicted model, not a curated record. Bases 460 to 1437 code for a protein of 325 amino acids. Gene Ontology annotation, cellular component: cytosol. Gene Ontology annotation, molecular function: aldose reductase (NADPH) activity. Lineage: Eukaryota; Metazoa; Chordata; Mammalia; Chiroptera; Vespertilionidae. Gene Ontology annotation, biological process: aldehyde catabolic process.
GCCCUUGGGAUUUUAUUGGGGGGUGGGGGACAGAGAGAGUAAAGUUCUUUGAUAUUUUCCAGAGAUGAGUCUUUCCAGGUUACCCAAGAAGGGCAAGGAAGAAGGCAGUGACUUUCUCAAAUACCCAGCUGUCAAGAUCUCUCCCCUUUGCCUCUGUGUGUAUGUGUUUAGUGUGUGUGUGUGUGUGUGUGUGUGUGUGUGUGUGUGUGGCGGGCAGUCUAGGAGUGAGGGGUUCAGACAGAUGACAGGCGCUGACCUCAAGGAGUACCCAGGUUUGUGGGGAGAAACUUACAUAAACAGACAGCUGUGUGCACUAGCUGUCAGUACAUGGAAGGAGCCAGAAGUUUAGUGCUAGCUGAAGGAUGAGCAGCAAUUAGCCAGUUCCCCACAUCCAGCCAGCAACUGUAGAGCCCUCCUUUGAGAAGGGAAGACUGAACCCCAGUGUGAAAGAACGAGGCAAUGGCGGCUUCCUGUGUCCUCCUGCACACUGGGCAGAAGAUGCCCCUUAUUGGACUGGGCACCUGGAAGAGCAAUCCUGGCCAGGUAAAAGCAGCUGUUAAGUAUGCCCUGAGCGUAGGCUACCGCCACAUUGAUUGUGCUGCUAUCUACGGCAAUGAGGCUGAGAUUGGGGAGGCCUUGAAGGAGACUGUGGGGCCCGGCAAGGCGAUGUCUCGGGAGGAGCUGUUUGUGACUUCCAAGCUGUGGAACACUAAGCACCACCCCAAGGAUGUGGAGCCUGCCCUCCGGAAGACACUGGCUGACCUCCAGCUGGAGUAUUUGGACCUGUACCUGAUACACUGGCCUUAUGCCUUUGAGCGGGGAGAUGACCCUUUCCCUAAGAAUGCUGAUGGGACUAUCCGCUAUGACUUCAUUGACUACAAGGAGACCUGGAAGGCUCUGGAGGCACUGGUGGCUAAGGGGCUGGUGCGGGCGCUGGGCCUGUCCAACUUCAGCAGUCGGCAGAUUGAUGAUCUUCUCAGUGUGGCCUCUGUGCGCCCAGCUGUCCUGCAGGUGGAAUGCCACCCAUACCUGGCUCAGCACGAGCUGGUUGCUCACUGCCAAGCACGCGGCCUGGAGGUGACUGCUUACAGCCCUCUGGGCUCCUCUGAUCGUGCUUGGCGUGAUCCUAACGAGCCUGUCCUGCUUGAGGAGCCAGUGGUCCUGGCACUGGCUGAAAAGUAUGGCCGGUCUCCAGCCCAGAUCUUGCUCAGGUGGCAGGUCCAACGAAAAGUGAUCUCCAUCCCUAAGAGUAUCACGCCUUCCCGUAUCCUUGAGAACAUCCAGGUUUUUGACUUCAGCUUUACUCCAGAAGAGAUGAAGCAGCUAGAUUCCCUGAAUAAAAAUUGGCGAUACAUCGUGCCCAUGCUUACAGUGGAUGGGAAGAGGGUCCCAAGAGAUGCAGGACACCCUCUGUACCCCUUUAAUGACCCGUACUGAAACCACAGCUUCCUUUCCAUCUCCAGCUGUGAGGUACUGCCACCCCCAGAAAGAUUUAAUAAAGCCAUUAAACAUCUA